AUGUACAAAGCUUUGAUAUGUAUAUUGCUUGUGAUAAUUGGAGCUACGUAUGCUUCAUAUCCAAUCGCUAAACAACCAAAAAAACUUCAACGUCUUCCUUCAAAUUAUGGAGAAACAAAAGUUGGCAUUGAUUUGUGUCCAGAAUGUAUUGAAGAAGCUGUCGAAAUAAUUAAUGUUAUACUUAAUAUUAUUCUUGAUGAAGGAAUUAUCGAAACCUGCGGUGAAUUAUGUGGACUUCUUGCUAAUAAAACUGGUUCGAAAAUUAUUGGCGAUGUUUGUGAUGUUGCAUGUGAAGCAUUUGGUCUUGAUGAAUUUGUUAAGGCACUUAUCAAAGCUGAUCUUGAUCCAAUUUGGUAUUGUGAAAUGGCUGAUCUUUGUCCAAUUAAUGAUCAUGGUGAUGCUAAAUUUACCAAUUUUCAAAUUACACCUAAAACUGCACCUGAAGGUUCAACAUUUGUAUUUGAUUGUUCUUUUACUAGUGUCAAUGGUACUGGAACAGGUGUAAUUAAUAUCGUAAUGAUUGAUCCUAAAAAUCGAACUGCAGCUAAUCUUUAUUGGUUUGAAGCAAGAAAACCUGGUACAUAUCCAGAAAAAAUUGGUUUACAAACUCUAUUUGAACUUGAUUGUGAUCCUACACAAGAACUUUGUGAUGGUUGGGCAAUUGGUACUUAUAAUGUUACUGCACAAGUAUGCAAUGGAGAAUGUGGUUCACAUCAUCCACACUCAUCGACUUAUGAUACAGCUACAGGCUCAUUUGAAAUUACAAAGAAGAAAAAUAGUUUUUUAAAGAAUAUUACUUUUUUGUGA
Adineta steineri is the source of this 807-nucleotide messenger RNA. Lineage: Eukaryota; Metazoa; Rotifera; Eurotatoria; Adinetida; Adinetidae. The record is from the annotation of a GenBank genome assembly.